Messenger RNA from Haliotis rufescens (red abalone), 4946 nucleotides. RefSeq lists its product as uncharacterized. The transcript is spliced from 3 exons. The record is from RefSeq and is a predicted model, not a curated record. The coding region runs from base 58 to 1044 and encodes 328 amino acids. NCBI's taxonomy places the organism in Eukaryota, Metazoa, Mollusca, Gastropoda, Lepetellida, Haliotidae.
ACGUCCUGCCUAGGUUUAUUGAUCCCGAGACGUACAAGUGUGAUAGGAUUAGGUGGGAUGUCGGAAUUUGGAAACAUUAUGACCAUUAAGCACAACUGGCGACGCUGUUUGAAGAUCUUCGUCGGCUGUCUUCUCGCCAUCGUGUGUGUCAAGUUCUCAGUACAACCGCCAUGCAUACUUGGCUUCGUCCCUCUCCGGACAUUUCCGUCAUUUGACGGAGAUGUACGAGUACCACCCGAUAUCACAGUAGUAACCGCCUACCUCAAUCUCGGCCGUUUCAACAAAGGGGACGGGGGGACCGUCUUCGGCCCCACGCUGUAUCUGGAGUGGGCCACGGUGUACAAGCAUCUCAUGAACCCACUGGUUGUAUACACGGACUCGGACCAGUUUGUCAGACUGUUCACCGACAUGCGACAACACCUGAUGAACAUCACAAAAAUCAUCAAGAUUGAAAAGAACCAGUUGUGGGCUUUUGACCAUUUGGACAAAGUCCGUGACAUUUAUUCUAACCCGAACUAUCCGAAAUACCAGCCAAAUACAGUUGUUCCAGAAUACCCCUGUGUUCAGAAUGCAAAGUACGCCUGUGUUGAGAAAGCCAUAGAGAGUGACGUCUUCCAUACCAAAUAUUACAUGUGGGUGGAUGUGGGUUACUUCCGGUUAAUCACAAGCAGGAAGAGGGACUUCCGGUUAACACUUCCACGAGACUUUGACGAGAAAAAAAUAGCGUUCAAUCAAGUUAAUCUAGACUAUUCCAUGGAGGAACUGCCAGAAGACAUUUUUAAAAACAUGUACGUGUGGGUGGGAGGGGGCCUUGUCGUCGCCGAGAGAGGUGUGUUUCGCCAGUUUGUGAAGGAAUACAGAAGGGCAGUGGAGCAUUACUUGGACUUGAAGCUGAGCAACUCGGACCAGCAGGUUCUGUUUGCGAUGUCCACAAAGGCGGAACGUGUUAAACUCAAACUGACGGUAAACAUCCAACCCUACGUCUGGGACGUGUGGGGAAGUUGCUGGUACUAUCUCGGCUACCAGUGCUACAGGGAACUUUGACGAAAUCAUUCUCAAGGGAACUUUGAUACAACACAUAUCUUACAGGCGAAAUCCAUGCAACUAUUACCCGGAAGACUGAUCCUGACAGUCGGUCCUGCCAUAUCAAACACGGAUAUCUCCAUUCAGUGUUUACUUCGAGGUAAUCUUGUCACGAAACGUUUAGCCUGGUGGUUAAGCGGCGAAGACCUGUUUCGAUUUUACUUAUUAAGACGUGAAAACCAUCUUAAAUCGGCGUGAAACUUUACGCAAACUGUGCAAUGUAGUACUCUGGUAUUGAAGCCCACGCGAGUACUUUUGGUCUCUGGUAGAAUGUAAGUGAUCAAGUAACUUUUGAUACCCUUGUUACUUCAUGGUGUAGUACAAAGCCUGGUGGAUGUUUCAUCUGAUGUUCUUAUCUUAACGUGCCUUGCGAUUUACACAGAACAGUUCAAUCGUUCAUUAUGUAAACAUUCCAUUAACUGAUUCAGAACGCCUAUGUCAUAAACAGUGUACCCCCGUUAAUCCAGAAGCCCUUUCUGACCGAUAGCUGGAUACAAUACAUAUAUUGUUCAAUGCUCCAUAAAAUGACUCGUUUAUCCGGAAUUGUCUGCUCCGGAUGAUUUCACUGGAAAAAGUACCGUCCGGAUUAACGGGUUUGGAAGUAUUGCUGGUACUGCUGACAUUCCCAGAGUCAGAAAGUUGGCCAUUAGUUGAGGACAAGAGUAAGACGGUGACGCCAAAACAUUACGUGGAAACGUAUCGGAAGUUGAGAUUAGCAUUUACAAGUCUGUGUGAUAUGUGGAGGGGACUCGGUGACCCGAUGAUGAUGCCUGGUGUAUGUGUGUUCGUAUCAAGUCGGGGGCACGGGUGGCCCAGUCGUCUAAGGCGCCGCGAUUCGCUGUGCAGAUUUGCAUCCCUUGGGUACGCCAGAAACCUAUGUUUGUGGGUUUGAAUCCCGGUUCGCCCCGAUUAUGUUUCUAGGUUUGUCAGCACCAUACCCGUGCUCGUGGGUUUCACCGAAGUGGUAAACGUCUGAGACCUGCAUCACUUCGGGCUUUCCUCCCACAUUAAGCUGACACGCCGCGAUAUAACUGGAAUACUGUUAAAAGCGGCGUUAAACCAAACUCACUCACUCAUUCGUAUCAAGGACAUUUCAUGUCUGAUUGUGUUCAUAUACAUGCGUGCUUACGUGCAUGGUGUUCUCAUUAUCUACGCAAUGGAGGCAACUUGUUGCUCUCAGAAUCCAAUGUAUCAGUGAUAUAUGCAGACAAAUGAGGUUAGAUGUUAUCCUUCCGAUGUAUUUUGCAGAAGAUUACAAGAAGUAUUAACCCCUGCCAAAGUAACUGAACUUAUUAUAUACUUUUCUGAAGUUGAGAAAAGGUAUAUUUUCAUUGCAGUAGACAUGACAUUAGAUAUUUCACUGCAGUGAACAUGACACUUUGACGGAACUCUUGCCAUACAAGAGUUACCUCCAAGCACCAAGAAAAUUGUCUCCCUUUAUCGUAAGUGUCUGGCCUGUACAAACACUAUUGGCGUCCCUUUUACGUUAGUUCCACAUUAACAUGGCAAACUAAUGGCAGAUGGUCAUUUAUUGAGUUAAUAUCGCUUCAUGCCGUUUGUUACUAUCUCGAAAAUAUUUCGUUAUAAACUGUAAAUUUCUCAUUUAACUCGUCAAUCUGUUCGUUUCGCAAAGCGCCUUUUUUGUUACUUAACCAGCUUGUAUUCUUUCGCUUCGAACAGCGGUAUCCUAGUUUUCAAGAAUAUUUUUUGUUAAAGUAGAUUUUGUAUGUAAUCAUAUCUAUAUGUAUGAUCGAGAAUAUUCGUGACCCUAUAUAUCUUUUGUUACUUUUGUUUAUAUUUUUAUGAUUUUGCAAACACUAGACUACUUUUUAGUCGCUAAUACAUAAGGUGGUGAACCGCACCUGUGUGUUAGGUAGGGAGAAUUUACGUUUCAAGGUUUUACAUUUGUAAUGUAAUAAUUUAGUUUUCCGGUAACUACACAAAAAGUAUAUAUAAUAAAUAGGAUAUUCCAUGUGUCUCGUGAAAUAUCAUGUUUCACUCGACACAUGAAAUAUCCUCUAUACAUGAAUUACUGCUAACUAAAUAUUAGCAAUAACUAUGAUGAUAUGGACAAUGUAAAUUUACAGAUUGAUAUAUCUUCUUUCUUAGGGACUGGUCAUUUAUUAUAGGGGAUGGGGAUGGCAUGAAAAAAGACAGUUCUUUUUUUUUCUAAAUUUGAACAUUAUUUAUCCACACUCUAACCAGAUGUUCCCUUAUAUUUAUUUCAUGAAAUGAUUGGGUACAAUGUGUGAAGCCCAUUUCUGGUGUCCCCCGCCGUGAUACUGCUGGAAUAUUGCUAAAAGCGGCGUAAAAUCAAACUCACUCACUCACGAAAUGAUACUCCAGUGCAAUAUUAGCAGCUGUUGUGAUAUGAAACAUGAUUGGCAGUCCCGUGAUGCUGGCCUCGUCUCCACUGUGCAAUGUUAUUCCUCAAUGGGGAUCUUCCUAAUGACCCUUUGAGGUCACUUGUUAUGAAGUCAAAUGUCAAGGUCAUGAGAUGAGGUCAGAUGUGUAAAUUGUUGUAAUAGGCUUAGGAUAUACCCUCUCUAGCAUAGGGUCCUCUUUUAAAAAAAGGGGUUGGUCAAGAUUUAUUCAGGACGUAUUCACGAACAGUAGCUGUUGAUGUAUUCACGAUCCGUGGCAGUUGAUGUAUUCAUGAACCGUGGCUGUUGAUGUAUUCAUUAACCGUCAGCUGGGAAUCUGAAAAAAACUCUUCUUGUCCUUGUUGCACGAUUGCUGCAAUUUACCACCGCACACGAAACAGGCAUAUCGGCAGGUUGAAAAAUAUUCUCCGGCGUGUUUACGUGUCGCGCUUGUUUAGGUUGACAACCAACAUGGCGACCGCGCACUGCAUCAUGGACACUGAAACCCCUCUGUUGAUGUAUUCAUGAACCGUGGCUGUUGAUGUAUUCAUGAACAGUGGCUGUUGAUGUAUUCAUGAACCUUGGCGGUUGAUGUAUGCAUGAACCGUGGCGGUUGAUGUAUUCAUGAACCGUGGCUGUUGAUGUAUUCAUGAACCGUGGCGGUUGACGUAUUCAUGAACCGUGGCGGUUGACGUGUUCAUGAACCGUGGCGGUUGAUGUAUUCAUGAACCCUGCCUGUUGAUGUAUUCAUUAACCGUUGCGGUUGAUGUAUUCAUGAACAGUGGCUGUUGACGUAUUCAUUAACCGUGGCUUUUGACGUAUUCAUUAACCGUUGCGGUUGAUGUAUGCAUGAACCGUGCCUGUUGAUGUAUUCAUUAACCGUUGCGGUUGAUGUAUUCAGGAAUUACAAGUAAACAGCAAUCAUCCAACUGGGGAUGUGUACAUUACUUCCUCAUGACAUUCACUAGAGAAAUGGGACUCCCUGUCUUGAAGACCUACUACACGAAAAUAACCAUCUGGUUUCUAAACCAUUCAUUAUAAGACUGGAACUGCAUGUAACUUGGUUAUUAAGCGAGGUAAAAGUGUUGGUCUUUCUGAUUGAAAGUUGUGCGGUAGUAGGUAUUAUCCAAGAUCACAAGAAUUGUCAUUUAAGUAGGAAUUUUCUUUCAGUGCCUUAUUUCGCUUGUUGGGGGCGUAGUAUCCCUGGUUUUAACGUUUCCUUAAGUACGCACGUUUCCCCAAACUUGAAGUAAUGUUGAAUGUUAUGAUUUUAAAAGAACUGCUUCGGUUAUGCCAGCACUUGAUGCGGAAGCAUCUAUUUGAUGUCUAUGGAAGGGGUGGGAAGAUUUAAUAAAUAGUUUGUUCAGGAAUAUGCCCAAAAUGAAUGGUGUGCUGGCAGUGGUGCAAAUACUGUACAGCUGAAAUGUUUGAAUUUCAGUUUUAGUUUUUAAUAACUGCAUAUUCUUGAAAUCAAAUGAACAAUAAAAUUAUGUAACUGAU